This is a messenger RNA of Oryzias latipes (Japanese medaka), 7610 nucleotides long. It is a transcript of the gene cacna1ib, whose product is annotated as calcium voltage-gated channel subunit alpha1 Ib. Gene Ontology annotation, biological process: membrane depolarization during action potential; positive regulation of calcium ion-dependent exocytosis; calcium ion import. Lineage: Eukaryota; Metazoa; Chordata; Actinopteri; Beloniformes; Adrianichthyidae. The record is from RefSeq and is a predicted model, not a curated record. Gene Ontology annotation, molecular function: voltage-gated sodium channel activity; low voltage-gated calcium channel activity. Gene Ontology annotation, cellular component: voltage-gated calcium channel complex; neuron projection; plasma membrane.
AUGGCAAUCGUCAAAGCUACGUUGGAGCGAGACAUCAAGGAGUACAUCGCGGCCUGCAGUACCUGUGUCCGUUCUAAAACCUCCAACCGGCCCCCCUCUGGACUACUGUUACCCUUGCCCACGCCUAGCCGUCCCUGGUCCCACAUCUCUGUGGAUUUUGUUACUGGGCUUCCACCGUCCCAGGGCCAUACGUUACCUACAGCCGUGGAAACUGCCGACGCUCUUAUUCAUCACGUCUUCCGUCAUCAUGGGACACCCAGUGACAUCGUAUCCGAUCGUGGACCGCAGUUCACAUCUCAAUUUUGGAAGGCCUUCUGCUCCGCCCUCGGAGCCAUGGAAUUGGAUCUGGCAGUGCACUCAGUCCAGCUCCACCUCCAACGGUGUCGGGACAUCUGGCUGCAGACCAGGGCGGCUUUCCUCCGCACUAAGGAGAGCAACUGCCAUAUCACCAACCGUCACAGGGGGGCUUCGUCCUGCAAGCAGUCUCCUAAGUUUAUUGGGCCCUACACUAUUGACUGUGUCAUCAACCCUACGUGUGUCGGGCUACGUCUCCCGGCAGCCCUCAAGGUUCAUCCCACGUUUCACGUUUCCCAAAUCAAGCCAGUCACCGAGAGUCCGUUGUGCCCACCAUCCACUUCCCCACCACCCGCCCGUACCAUCGACGGCGCCCCUGCUUUUGCCGUCGACAAGACUUUGGACGUUGGGCGUCGUGCCCAAACCCUCUAUGAUCAAAUGUUGUCCUUAACCUGUUGCGUUUCUACAUGGUUUGAACGUGUGAGCAUGAUGGUGAUCUUGCUGAACUGUGUCACCCUGGGAAUGUACCAGCCGUGUGAAAACAUUGACUGCUCUUCAGAACGCUGCCAAACACUACAGGCAUUCGAUGCAUUUAUUUACAUCUUUUUUGCUCUGGAGAUGAUCAUAAAGAUGGUAGCUCUUGGAAUCUUUGGCCGACGCUCCUACCUUGGAGACACGUGGAACCGACUGGAUUUCUUCAUCGUCAUGGCAGGGAUGGUUGAAUAUUCCUUGGACCUGCAGAAUAUGAACCUCACCGCCAUCCGAACUGUGAGAGUACUGCGACCUCUCAAAGCAAUUAACAGAGUGCCAAGCAUGCGAAUCCUGGUGAACCUGCUGCUCGACACUCUGCCCAUGCUGGGUAAUGUCCUUCUUCUUUGCUUCUUCGUUUUCUUCAUCUUUGGCAUCAUUGGAGUGCAGCUGUGGGCGGGGCUGCUGAGGAACCGUUGCUACCCGGAGGAAAACUUCACACUCACCACCGGUAUCAGCCUUCCUCAGGAAUAUUACAUGCCAGAUGAGGAUGAUGAGCGGCCCUUCAUCUGCUCACUGCCCAUAGACAACGGUAUCAUGUCCUGCAUGGAUGUUCCAGCGCGCCGUGAGGGAGGCAGGGUGUGCUGCCUGGACAAGGACGAUGUGCUUUAUCGACAGUUACUUGGUCUGAGCCCUGAACCGCUGACCAAUGGAAGUGUCAGUUUAGCCGGACUGUGUGUCAACUGGAAUCAGUAUUACACCAGGUGCCAUACUGGAAGCAGGAAUCCCCACAAAGACGCCAUAAACUUUGAUAACAUCGCAUAUGCGUGGAUUGUGAUCUUUCAGGUGAUCACUCUCGAGGGCUGGGUGGAGAUCAUGUACUAUGUUAUGGAUGCUCAUUCCUUCUAUAACUUCAUCUACUUUAUUCUACUCAUAAUAGUUGGUUCCUUUUUCAUGAUCAACCUGUGCCUCGUGGUCAUCGCCACUCAGUUCUCAGAGACCAAGCAGCGAGAGCAUCAACUGAUGCAGGAGCAGCGGGCUCGGUGUUCCUCCUCCUCAACGCUAGCCAGUGAACCAGGGGACUGCUAUGAGGAGCUGUUUCAGCUCAUGUGCCACUUCCUUCGCAAGGCGAAAAGACAAGUGGUCUCCCUUUUUUACACUCUGAGUGGCAAACCUCGGGGCUUUCGUGGAGUGGGAAGAGCCAGAGAAGCAGAAGAAGCAAGGGAGAGGAAGGCCAACGGUCCGGGAAGACAUGAGAGGAGAGCAGUGCAAAGGCCCGGUCCAACGUGUUCUUAUCACAAUGAACCAGACCACAUGUCGCCAGCAGAACCCACCGCUCUCACUGCCACCUCAGCAGCAGAUGGCUGCCCUCAGUGCACAAUGGCACUGACACUCAAAGGCGGAGUGAGGCCAGUUUGCAGUGGUGCCAGCAAUGAAACAGAAGCCUCAGAGGAAACAGAAAAGGAGGAUGACCAGACUGACAGUAAAGAAAAGGGCAAUAAAGGCCACAUCCGUUCAGAGAUCAGAGUGGGCAGCCAUCCAAAGAGGGAUUGCAAGCAAAUAUGGCAUGAUAUAAGGAUGAAGCUGUGGGGCAUCGUCGAAAGCAAGUACUUCAACCGAGGCAUCAUGAUAGCCAUCCUGAUCAACACCAUAAGCAUGGGCAUAGAGCACCACCAGCAGCCGGAGGAACUCACAAAUGUCCUGGAAAUCUGCAACAUCGUCUUCACCAGCAUGUUUUCUUUGGAGAUGAUUCUCAAGCUUACAGCUUUUGGCUCUUUCAACUACCUGAGGAACCCAUACAAUGUGUUUGAUGGAAUUAUUGUGAUAAUAAGUGUUUGUGAGCUUGUUAGUCAGUCAGACGGAGGUUUGUCUGUGUUGAGGACCUUCCGACUGCUCAGGGUGCUGAAGCUGGUCAGGUUUAUGCCAGCUCUCAGGAGACAGCUGGUGGUACUGAUGAAGACCAUGGACAACGUGGCUACAUUCUGCAUGCUGCUAAUGCUCUUCAUCUUCAUCUUUAGUAUCCUUGGGAUGCACAUCUUUGGCUGUAAAUUCAGUCUGAAGACAGAGACUGGGGACACGAUGUCAGACAGGAAAAACUUUGACUCACUGUUGUGGGCCAUUGUCACUGUUUUUCAGAUUCUGACUCAGGAGGACUGGAAUGUGGUUUUGUACAAUGGUAUGGCAGCCACCUCACCACUGGCAGCUCUUUAUUUUGUGGCACUCAUGACCUUUGGAAACUAUGUGCUAUUCAACCUUUUGGUGGCCAUCUUGGUUGAAGGAUUUCAAGCAGAGGGUGAUGCCAAUCGCUCCUAUUCCGAUGAUGACCACUCCUCCUCCGACUUUGAUGAAAGUGAGAAGCACAACUCUAACACAAGAAUAUGUGCCCUCACUCCAAACGGUCACCUCGAGCUGGGGGUGCCAUCUGGGCCCAGAGGGUCGUAUUCCUCAGAGAAGAGAAGCUUCACCAGCGAGUCCAGGAAGAGCAGUGUGUUGAGCCUGGGGAAGAGCAGCCUGGAGAGACGCUCCCUGUCUUUGCGCCAUGGUCCUGGUUCCAACUACCACAACUGGGGACGACGAUUCCCUCAGACUAGGUGGAGUCGCAGGUCUAGCUCAUACAGCCUUGGUCGAAGGAACUAUGGGUUUGGAGGGAUACCUCAAGUUGGAGGCAGCCUGCGAGUGCAAAGCACCCGUUUCCCCCAUUCUUAUGCCUAUUCUUCUGAGCAGGAAUCCCUUUUAUCUCAUUCCCAACCUCCUCCUCUCCCUCUACAUCCAGCCCCAGCUUCAUUGUUCCUCUCAAGACAUUUUGGUGGAAGGAGGAAUCGACGGUCUCUUUCCCUGGAGUUCCCAGAGCUUCUGAGGGCAGGAGGACAACCUCCUCACAUCCAGAAUCCAGACUCUGACAAAAAGACUGGGUCUGGGGCAUGGGGGUCCCUGAGAGGAGGCUCUGGAACUGGCAGUGGUUUAGGAGUGGACCAUAGAGACUGUAAUGGCAAGGCACCAAGUACACACAAUCAUUUGAUGACAAAUGUCUUCCCUCAAGUCAACGCACGCCAAGAUAGGGCAGACCUCGAUGAAGAGACUGACUAUAGUUUGUGCUUCCGUAUCCAGAAGAUGAUGGAAGUUUACAAACCAGAUUGGUGUGAGAAAAGAGAGGAUUGGUCAGUCUAUCUGUUCUCCCCCCAGAACAAGUUCAGGCUGCUUUGCCAGUCCAUUAUUGCUCAUAAGGUCUUUGACUAUGUGGUUCUGGUUUUCAUUUUCCUCAACUGCAUCACUGUCGCUCUGGAAAGACCAAAGAUUCUUCAAGGCAGUCUUGAAAGAGUGUUUCUUACGGUCUCCAACUACAUCUUUACCGCCAUAUUUGUUGCAGAGAUGACUGUCAAGGUGGUGUCCAUGGGUCUAUAUCUAGGAGAGGCAACAUAUCUCAGGAGUAGUUGGAACAUUCUGGAUGGCUUCCUGGUCUUCGUGUCUUUGAUUGACAUUGUGGUGUCCAUGGCGGGAGGAGCAAAAAUCCUGGGGGUUCUGCGUGUCCUCAGGCUGCUCAGAACUCUGCGUCCUCUCAGGGUGAUCAGCAGGGCUCCAGGACUGAAAUUGGUGGUCGAGACUUUGAUAACUUCCCUCAAACCAAUUGGCAACAUCGUCCUCAUUUGCUGUGCCUUUUUCAUCAUUUUUGGUAUUCUUGGUGUUCAGCUCUUCAAAGGCAAGUUCUUCUACUGUGUGGGUUUCGACGUGAAGAACAUUACUAACAAGUCUGACUGCCUGGCUGCCAAUUACAAAUGGGUUCACCACAAAUACAACUUUGACAAUCUUGGGCAGGCUCUCAUGUCUCUGUUUGUACUGGCAUCAAAAGAUGGCUGGGUCAACAUAAUGUACCACGGUCUGGAUGCAGUGGGAAUUGACCAACAGCCGAUUACCAACAACAACCCUUGGAUGCUGCUAUACUUCAUCUCCUUCCUGCUUAUUGUAAGCUUCUUCGUCCUUAACAUGUUUGUGGGCGUGGUGGUGGAGAACUUCCACAAGUGUCGCCAGCAUCAGGAGGUGGAGGAGGCAAAGCGGCAAGAGGAGAAACGACAACGUCGCAUGGAAAAGAAGAGGAGAAAGGCCCAGAAGCUGCCAUACUAUGCAUCCUAUGGCCGUAUCCGCCUGGCCAUCCAUGCACUGUGUACCAGCCACUACCUGGACCUUGUAAUCACCUUCAUAAUCUGCAUUAACGUCAUCACUAUGUCCCUGGAGCACUACAGUCAGCCACAGUCUUUGGAGACUGCACUGAAGUACUGCAACUACUUCUUCACCUCCACCUUUGUGAUUGAAGCCUCUCUGAAGUUGGUGGCCUUUGGCUUUCGACGCUUUUUCAAAGACAGGUGGAAUCAGCUGGACCUGGCCAUUGUGCUGCUGUCUGUAAUGGGUAUCACCCUGGAGGAGAUUGAGAUCAACGCUUCUCUGCCCAUCAACCCCACCAUCAUCAGAAUCAUGAGAGUGCUCAGGAUAGCAAGAGUUCUGAAGUUACUCAAAAUGGCAACUGGAAUGCGAGCUCUGCUUGAUACAGUGGUCCAGGCUCUGCCUCAGGUUGGAAACUUAGGACUGCUCUUCAUGCUACUAUUUUUCAUCUACGCUGCCCUGGGAGUGGAGCUGUUUGGAGAACUUGUGUGCAAUGCUGACUACCCCUGUGAGGGAAUGAGUCGGCAUGCCACCUUUGAAAACUUUGGAAUGGCCUUCCUGACGCUCUUCCAGGUAUCCACAGGAGACAACUGGAAUGGCAUCAUGAAGGACACCCUCAGGGAGUGCCCACCCGAUCGUCCUGGCAGUGACUAUGACUGCCACACUGGCCUGCAGUUCAUUUCUCCAUUAUAUUUUGUGUCUUUUGUGCUCACAGCUCAGUUCGUUCUGAUAAACGUAGUGGUUGCUGUGCUCAUGAAGCACCUGGACGACUCCAACAAAGAGGCGCAGGAGGAUGCUGAGAUGGAUGCAGAAAUUGAACUGGAGCUGGCGCAGGGAGGACUGUGCUGCAUAAUGGGGGGCAUUGAUGCCAUUGCUGGGGCCACAGGCGCUGCUACUACAGGGGGAAGUGUGGGUAACACUGUCUCUGGAGCAAUCAAUGCAGGGUCAGGCAUGGGUAUGCGUGGUGGAAAGGUGGUAUCACUGCAAGAUGGAGGCAGAGGAGGUGGUGUACCUCAUGAUGGACACAUACAGCACGAAUAUCAGCACAACUCUCCCGCUCAGGAGACCCAGUGGUUGGACAGCGUGUCUCUGCUGAUUAAGGAUUCACUGGAAGGAGAGAUGAUUGACAAUCUCUCUGGCUCGGUCUUUCACCACUACUGCUCCUCUCCUGUAUGUAAGGACUGCAAGAGUCACCCACAAGAGGUCCGGCUGGCAGAGGUGGAGCAAGCGUCGCUGAUGUCGGAGCAGCUGUCGGAUAAGUCAUCUUCUCCCGCUUUGCCCGAUAAUCUCAGCCUGGAUGAUCACAGCAGCUACCAGCUUCUUUUCAGAGGCAGUCAGCACCCGUUUCACAGUGAGUCACCUCUAGCCAUGGGCAGUUCAGAGGGCAGCCUGCAGACCACGGUGGAAGAAGGACUUCGUUGUGGGGUUUCCCGGCUUUGUGACCUGAAUCUACACAGCACCAACCCCAGACAUUCCUUGUGCCCAUCAGGACCACCUGCAGCAGAUCAGGGCGAGCCUUUGCUGAAGAGACGGAGCACCACAACCACCCACCAGGCCUAUCUGAGGCACAAGGAGAACCAGAACAGUGCUAAAGGCAGCAGCAUGAGUGCUGAAUGCCCUCAACAGGACUCAACAAACCAUUCAGUUGAGGUGGUGAGUGUGAAGAAAGGAAGCCGAGGAUACUGCCAGCCCCUUAACAGCGAACACUUGUCGGAGAUGCUGAACAGCCUCUCCUUGAUGUCGUUGUUCAUCCCCUGCUCACUGGCACCAACAUUAAUUAAGAAAUGGAACAGCACAGGCUCUUUGGUCCAGUCUAAUCAUUCAUCCCAGAGGUGUCAAUUUUACACCACUGAUUUCUUAUCCAAUCCCUGGACAAAGGGAAAGGCAAGGGGAACAGAAGAAGACAAUAGUGUGACAGCCUAUGACGAAGAAAGCAGAAUUCAUCCAGCAGACUUGAGCUCCAGGAAAAAAAGAUGAAAAACUUGUUGCUUCUUUGUAAUUGGACUGUUAAAACAUUGGAAUCUCUGGACCUUGACCAGGACAGGGAGAGACCUCCUAACGUGUACUGUGAAAUGAUUCUCCCUUUUUGGUGUUCUGUUCUGUUUCUUGCCUCCUCAGAUUUAGCUACUCGGGAUAUGUCUUUAAAGGCUUCUUACUCCUGUUUUGCACAGGACAUUUGAUUGCUUUCCAAUAGGUUCAACAGUCAUUAGGGGGGGGGGGACUUUAAGCACACCUACAAUUUCACUUUGGUUAUUUAUAUUUAAUCUAUUAUGGCAGAAUAUUCUAAAAGGUCAGUAACAUUUUACUAAAAAGUAUAGCUACGGUGGAGUUAAACUACAAAAACGUAGGGCUUGCCUGACCUGAUGUACCCCCAACCUUUGUGCAAAAAUACCUGUCAGUCUUGGACCUGAGGAAAACUCUGAAGCACAUUUUGUGGAAAAUGUAAUUUUUUUACAGCUAGCUUUUGUUUUAUCAGUUUGUUUUCCAAAUCUCCAUGAUUAACUGUAGUAUUUACUCAUCUCCACUUUAGCAGAUUUGGUGGGUUAUUAAAAUAUGAAAAAAAGAUCUUUUUAAAUUUAAUCUUUAGUCAUGUUUUUUUUUGUCGUCAGGACUGUCUCCAUGAUUAAAAUGGGACCCAGACAAGAAAACUUGCAAAUGGCUUUUUGGAAGAUAAAAUAAAUCAAUUAAAACCA